Molecule: messenger RNA, 381 nt
Organism: Fusarium musae
Lineage: Eukaryota; Fungi; Ascomycota; Sordariomycetes; Hypocreales; Nectriaceae
Exons: 2
Coding region: 1-381 (126 amino acids)
Source: RefSeq, a predicted model, not a curated record
AUGGGUGACAAUAUCUCUCAGCCACCAGAUGAGCCUGUCCUCGGUCCAACCCUAGCAUCAUCAAGCAUCGAAGAUAUUCCGACUCUUGAUCUUCUUGUCAAGCUAGAGCUGGAUCGGGGUAGCGAUGGAACUAAACCAUGCGAUGACAAAGAGACAGAGAUCACUGAAGCUCAUCCAGAGAAGGACGUUCUCUCGAACUCUAUUGCAGAUGAUUCCCAUCUACCACACAGCGAUGAAACAGCUCAGAACCAUGAGCAAGAACUUUUUGAUGACAUCGCCACUGAGUAUGGGGAUACUUCGGGUUCCGAGCCGGAUUUUUCAUCGAGUUCAGAAUUUGACUUCGGGUCGGAUUAUGAGAAUGAAGAAACAACAGACGAGUAA